Molecule: messenger RNA, 1053 nt
Organism: Lathyrus sativus (Indian pea)
Lineage: Eukaryota; Viridiplantae; Streptophyta; Magnoliopsida; Fabales; Fabaceae
Source: the annotation of a GenBank genome assembly
AUGGCUUCAGCUUCAUCAAAUAUUUCAAGCAUUAAAGCCUUUGCAGAAUCAAACGGAGCCUCUCCUAUCCCUUCCAAUUACCACUCCUUUACAGAUAUUGAUCAUGUUGCAGUUGCAGAUGAACUUGCAGCUUCCAUUCCAGUCAUUGAUUUUUCUCUCCUCACUUCAGACGAUUCUCAAAUCCAUACCAAAACUGUUCAUGAACUCGCCAAAGCGUGCGCUGAAUGGGGCUUCUUCAUGCUCAUAAACCAUGGAGUUCCAGAGAGUCUAAUGGAAGAGUUGAUGAAAAAAUCUCAAGAGUUUCAUGAUUUGCCAGUGGAAGAAAAGAUGGAGUUUCACGACAAUGGAGAUCCUUUCUCACCUAUCAGGCAUGGGACUAGCUUUCAUCCUCCAGCAGAGAAUGUUCAUUAUUGGAGAGAUUUUCUCAAAGCUUUAACAUCUCCCCAAUUCAAUUUCCCCAACAAACCACCAGGUUACAGGGAGGCUGGGUUUGAGUACAGCCGAAAAAUUAAUGAUGUUGCAAGGAAACUUAUUCAAGGAAUCUCAGAGAGUUUAGGAUUAGAAUCCAAUUCCAUAAUUGAUUCCUCUGGUUUUGAUUCUGGCUUACAAAUCUUUGCUGUGAACUUAUACCCUCCAUGUCCACAACCACACCUUGCUCUUGGCUUGCCUUCACAUUCUGAUGUUGGUUUCUUAACCUUCCUCAUUCAAAAUGGAAUAGGAGGACUUCAAGUUAAACACGAGGGCAAAUGGGUCAAUGUCAAUCCCAUUUCCAAUUCUCUAGUUGUAAAUAUUGGAGAUCAACUUGAGGCUGUGAGUAAUGGGAAGUAUUCAAGUGCAUUACAUCGCGCAAUCUUGAACAACAAGGACACUAGGGUCAGUGUUGUGGUGGUGAAUGGACCUGCACUAGAUAACGAAAUUGGACCUGCUCCUAAACUAUUGGAGAAAGAGAGGCCAUUGUUUAAAAGUAUAAAGUAUCGUGAUUAUUUUCUUGUUCAGCAGAAGUCACGAUUGGCCGAUGGAAGGGCAUUGGACCAGAUUAGGUAUAGUGCUUAA